AUGGCUCCCUCAGUGGCUGAUACCGUCCCAACUAAGAGCAAGGGCUUGGAGGCCCUGUCUCAGGGAACGACGCUACCAGGGAUCCCCGAAUUCAGCAAUCUCGAUAAGCAACGGGCCUACAUGCUCAAUCAUAUGGCAGGCGCCUUCCGAGUCUUUGCUAGACAUGGCUUCGUGGAGGGCAUGGCAGGACACAUCUCAUUGCGAGACCCCGAAUUCCCCGAUCGAUUCUGGACAAAUCCACUGGGCCUUCACUUCGGACUGAUAACCCCCUCCGACCUGAUCCUCGUCGACGAAUCAGGGACCGCCGUGGGAGGCAAUACUUCUAGACCGGCAAAUGCAGCAGGCUUCCUGAUACACAGUGCCAUUCACAAGAACAGACCUGAUGUCCACGCAGCCUGUCAUUUCCAUUCGACGUAUGGUAAAGCAUGGUCGGCUUUUGCUGAGCCGCUUGAGAUGCUAAACCAAGAUGUUGCUAUCUUCUACGGUGAUGCGCAGAGCGUGUAUGGGGAUUUUGGGGGAGUGGUACUCAAAGAAGAGGAGUCGGACGCGCUGGCGAAGAGUCUUGGGAAUGGUAAGGGGAUGAUCUUGAGAAAUCAUGGCCUGUUGACUGUUGGAGGAACCGUGGACGAAGCCGCUUAUCUUUUCCUUUUGAUGGAGAAGAGUUGUCAGGUUCAGCUUGCUGCCGACGCUGCUGUUGCUGCUGGUCGUCGAAAGGUUCUUAUUGAUGAUGAGGCUGCGCGGUUUACGUUUGAGAACACAAGUGACCCGGAGAGCCUUUUCGCUGAAUUCCAGGUGUAUCUGCAGUAUGAAUCUGCUAUAUCGCAUGAUGGAUACAAAUCUCUGUGA
Molecule: messenger RNA, 846 nt
Organism: Penicillium nucicola
Lineage: Eukaryota; Fungi; Ascomycota; Eurotiomycetes; Eurotiales; Aspergillaceae
Exons: 3
Coding region: 1-846 (281 amino acids)
Cellular component (GO): cytoskeleton
Molecular function (GO): actin filament binding
Source: RefSeq, a predicted model, not a curated record